GAUGCACCUAGAACAGAAUCUAUACCAUUGCAUCAGUUGAUGCAGUUGUGGGAAGUCUCGUGAUGUGUUGUGUCACAGAUAUCUCUCAAAACGCUCAACGGUAACAUCUUACUUCAGAUGUGAGAUUAGUAGCAAUCUUAACAAAAGAAAGCAAUAGUCAUAAACAUUUGGAUACAUUACAGAGAUAAAGCGGAUUCUAAAGACCGGGAGGGCUUUACCUUUUCAUGGAACAUGUUGCAGCUGAAGAAUGUGUUGGAUACAGUGCAACAAGUUGUAGCCGAUGGAUGUCAUCUAACGAGGCACACAAGUGAUUACAUUUUAGAAGCUGGAUUCAAUGGCGGUGUGGAUAUCAAUCAACAAGGCUUCUCUUUCUAGCUUUUAUCACUUAGGCCCUCAUGUCUAUGGCGUUGCAUACAAACUAAAACAAGAAAAUUUGUCUUAAACUCAUUCCAAAGUUUGUAACUUUAUUGUAAUUAAAUUUUGAAAUUUUGGAAAGAGACGUUUGUAUAAAAGAGAUUUCACAUGUGGAUGAAAUCUGGCGGUACAAAGUAUAUCUUCAUCUUCUUCACUCUUCUGCUUUCUUUUCCGAUUAUGAUGCGUAAUUGAGCUUUUGGGUCAGCAAUGGCGAUCCUGCACUUGUCAACUUCUUCACUGAUCUCGACGAUAACCAACUCACGACGAAGAACGAUUAGGGCUUCGCGAGAUUCCGUCAGAACCCAGAAGAAUCUCAUUAAGACAGAUUCUGUCUCCUCUUUCAGCUUAUGUACCUGUGGAAGAAGGCAUUUUCUUGGAGCUAUGACUUCGAUGCCGUUUCUUCCCAUCUCUCCCUCCUUCGCCUCUGCUUCUUGCUCAACGGACGAUUUGAAAAGAUUGCGUCCUCCAAAGCCAGAUUGGUAUGAGGAGCUCUUCGCUUGGUCAAUGAACACAGAGAUGGAAUCUUACGAGAAAGAGAUUUCUGGUUACAAGAUGAAACUCUUUGAUAAUUUGGUUGGAAAAGCAGAAAAGAUUUUGGAGAUUGGCAUUGGAACAGGUCCCAAUUUCAAGUACUACACAACAGUUAUUCCAAACGUUUCUGUUCUUGGUGUGGAUCCAAACGCUAAAAUGGAAAGCUACGCACGCAGAUCCGCUGCAGAAGCGGGUUUAAAACCCGAAGAUUUUAGAUUCAUUCACGCUCUUGGAGAAUCUAUUCCGUUAGAAGAUGCAUCGGUUGAUGCAGUUGUGGGGACUCUCGUGCUUUGUUCCGUCACUGAUGUCACUCGAACACUCAAAGAGAUAAAACGGAUUCUAAGACCGGGAGGGAUUUACAUUUUCAUAGAACAUGUUGCAGCAGAAGAUGGUUCAUUUCUGAGGUUGGUGCAGAAUGUGUUGGAUCCAUUGCAACAAGUUGUUGCCGACGGAUGUCACCUGACGAGGCACACCGGAAAGUAUAUUUUAGAAGCCGGGUUUAAUGGCGGUGCAGAUAUUAAAAAGGCCUCUCUUUCUAGGUUUGCUUACAUAAGCUCUCAUGUCUAUGGGGUUGCUUACAAUUAGAAAAACAGGAGUGUGUCUCUUAAACUCAUCCAAGGUAUGAUAAUGAUUGUACAUAUUCAAUGAUAUUAAUAAAUCUAAUGAUGGUGGUUGUCUAUUUUAUAUAGUAUUAGGUAAGUCUGAUAUCGAUAUGGGUGUGACAGGGUGUACUUGUUGAUAUAAAAUAACUAUUGUGUAUUUUUAAAAGCUUCAAUCUUGAAAGUAUUAUUCUGUAAUGUUCGAGUCCCUAGAUUAGAUUAGAUUAGAUUAUUCCCUAGAGAUCUGGAGACAGUUCUAAAGACUAUAAGGUCUGCGAUUGU
Molecule: messenger RNA, 1826 nt
Organism: Eutrema salsugineum
Lineage: Eukaryota; Viridiplantae; Streptophyta; Magnoliopsida; Brassicales; Brassicaceae
Product: methyltransferase-like protein 7A
Exons: 7
Coding region: 622-1530 (302 amino acids)
Molecular function (GO): S-adenosylmethionine-dependent methyltransferase activity
Source: RefSeq, a predicted model, not a curated record